Messenger RNA from Cladocopium goreaui, 2672 nucleotides. The record is from the annotation of a GenBank genome assembly. Lineage: Eukaryota; Dinophyceae; Suessiales; Symbiodiniaceae.
GUCGGGACAAAUCUUGGUCUUCGCACCUUCUGUACAGGUUGUGCUACCAGCCUAUCGGCCCACCGUGACAAAGUGCCACUUUGACAAAGUCUUCUACUGGCCCGCGCUUCCAAUGGAAUGUGCCAUUGUCUUCGAGGAGGGCCAGGCGAGCUUCUUCCUCCACCGACAGCAGAGCAUGUUGCGCCGCCGCCGUGUCGACGGUCACCAAAGCGAUCUACUUUCGGCGGCGUAUCUGGAGGAGAUCAAUCUGGUGGUGACCUCCGGCAACGAUAAGAUGCUGUGCUUUUGGGAGAGCAGCGCCUUCAAUUUGGUGAAGAAAUGGAGUUUGAAAGAUGUUGUUGGGACGCUGUGCUGGUGCCCCGAAAUCAACGCCCUUUAUGCUGCGGACCACUUCAGCGAACGCCUUUGGGGCUGGCGCAUCUUUGAUGAGUUGGAAGUGAAGACGACAGCUGCGGGUGGCAUGAAACCAGACAAGAGCCUGGAGUUUAAGGAGGGCCACAAAGAAUCCAUCCAGGUCAUGAAGUGGCUCAAGCCCCUGCAGUGUUUGGCCACAGCCUCACUAGAUACCACGGUGCAAAUCUUCGACACAGUGCUGCAAGCGCGAAGCCAUACCCUGUCGGGUCACACGAAGGGCCUGACCUGCCUAGAGUUCUGCGCCAAGAGCCAGAUGCUGCUGAGCGCGGGCUUUGACAACUACAUCUCCAUUUGGGAUCCCAGUGCUGGGACUCUUUCCUUCAAAUUGGAGGGACACGAGUGCAGCAUUGCGGGGCUUUGCGCCAUGCCGGAAACAGACUAUGAAUUUAUGAGUGUCGACUUUGAAGGCAUGGUACGUCUCUGGGACGUGCGACGGCUGUGUUGCAUCCAAAACUUCCCCGCGACAGAUCGACGAGCCGAGGAGGCUGGGGAACUGGAACGUUUGGAACCGCGCGCGCUGUGUCCUCUGAACCGUGAUCGCGUGGUGAUUUCUGGGAGAAGGAUCGUGGUCUUUGAUCGCGACGCCAAUGAUCCAAAAGUCACUUCGGAUUGGCCCAUCAACGAUUUAGCAUUCAACCAUUGGACGAUGGAGAUUGUCACGCCCAUCAAGAAUGACCUGUAUGUUUGGGAUGCGCUGACUGGGCAACGUUUGCAAAUCCAUGACAAUGUCAUUGAGUCGAAUAUCACCGCCAUCAAAUUUGGCUUGAAGGAACGACGGCUCUUCGUGGGCAGCGAGGAUGGGGAGAUCCAUUGCAUCAAUGCAGCCUGUGGCGCCAAGCUAAAGGUCCUUAGCCCACACACCUACGAGGUGACGCAGAUCGAGUGCAUGAGCGGAAAAGUCUUGACCCUGAGUGCUCCGGAGAAGGUGAUCAACGUGCACGAUGACACCGGGGAGAAAAAGGCCUUGCUGCUCAAACGGAUCGAUUUGAGUGAUGUGGGCGUCAUUUUGAGGUUCGCCCACGAUGAUCGGGAGAUGUUAGCCGUCACCUCCGAGGAAGGUGAUGUGGGCUGGUACAGCGCCGAUUUUGCCAAGCCCAUUGCGGACACGAGCCAGUGUUCCGUGAAUCAUUCUCAGGCCGUCUACUGCUGCGAGUAUUUUAGAAAUGUGCCGUUGAUCAUCACCACAGACAACUGUUCAGCGAUCUUUUGGUCGGUACCGCCCUUGAGGGCCUAUGACUUCUUCAACAAGAUCAUGUUGGACCUUCCUGGCGCCGAGGAGGGAGCUGUGAGUAUUUCCUCUAUGUGCUUGAGUUGGCCGGACGAGUGCACCCUCUUUGUUGGCACUGACCGGGGAGCCAUCCUCUGCGUGGACAUCACGACGGUGGUACAGAGUGCAGGACGUCAACGGGAGGAGAUUCUGAGGCGGAAGGAGUCCGGCGAGAGGGCCGAGGUCAUCAGUGGACGGAUCUUCGAUUCCUUGCCUAAACCGGUGAACUCCAACGAGUACGUCUUUUUCUUGGACAGCAUUUGGACGGUUGAGAAGGCCCAUGGCCUCUCCGUAGAAUCGAUCCUCUUCUGCAAACGGCAGCCAUCCGUGCUGAUGACUUUAGGCGCUGAUAAUUGCCUCAGGAUUUGGGACCACGCCACCGGAAGCCCUUUGGGAUCCCUGGAGCAGGGGCUGCCGGAAGGGUUGAUCUAUGAACGCAGCACUGCGUGGUCCUUUCCCUUGGACCCACACUUGCAGAUCCAGUCAGACAUCAAUGCACUGAUGGAGGCCAGCGCCAAAUCCGAAGAUCUGGAUGCCGAGAGGCUCAGGAGUCCGGAGGAUGGACACUCUUUGCAGCACCUGGCACAAAGGCAAACGGAGGAGUGUAUUGCAAAGCUGAAGAAGGAUCGGCGCAGGUCGAUUCAAAUGGCUCGGUCGAAUUCGAGUCCAGCCCUAGCUGGCCAGGAACUUCCAAAGUUCGGUUUUUCGAACGCGAAUCUGGGGCAGGAAUUUUCUGCAGCCGCUCCCAGAUAUUUGCAGGGCAAAAAACUUUGUGACAAGAAGACCCAGGACUGGUAUGCUGGAUCUCUGGCUCCAGGUUAUUCACUUCCACAGUUGCGGAGCGGCCUGAGCAGACCUCCGGCAUCCGAGACCAAGAAGGUCCUUGAAGCUGCUCGCGCACUGGCGGUCUCCUUGGGUAUUCGCAACAGCCAUGAUGUUCUGACACCCUGAGUGUGAGGGUGGGGCAGAUCUGAAAAUUGUUUUCGUGUUU